This is a messenger RNA of Thelazia callipaeda (thelaziosis nematode), 4038 nucleotides long. Lineage: Eukaryota; Metazoa; Nematoda; Chromadorea; Rhabditida; Thelaziidae. The record is from the annotation of a GenBank genome assembly.
AUGGCAUGCAAAAUGGACGUGAUGCAGAUGAAAGUAGCUGAAAAGCUGAUUAUUCUGAAUGACCGAGCAGUAGGUAUGCUCACAAGGUUGUACAAUAUUAAGAAAGGCUGUGGUGAUUCCAAGUCAAAACCUCAUUUUUUGAGUGAGAAGUCAUUGGAAAGUUGUAUCAAACAUAUAGUGCGCAAAUUUCCUGUCGUUGAUGCUAGAUCAAAUAACGCAUUAUUUUAUCACGUGAGUUUAAUGAAGCAAGAAAUAUUAAAAUCACUUUCGUUGUAUUAUUGUACCUUUGCUGAUUUAUUAGAUUUAAAGGAUCAUAUUAUGCAGCUGCUGACAACAAUGGACGCUGCGCAGUUCAAAAUGGAUAUUACCACAGGCUAUGAAUUAACUGCUGGUUACAUGAAUCUGGUGAUAAAUUUGAUAUCGUUAAUGGUGCUUCUAUCCCGAAUAGAAGAUAGAAGAGCUGUUCUUGGAUUAUUUAAUGCUGCUUACGAACUAAGUAAUGGACAAAGUGAACCUACUUUCCCAAGACUAGGACAAAUGAUCAUUGAUUAUGAUAAUGCUUGGAAAAGGCUGGCCGAAGAUUUAGGACCGCUUAACAGGUUAAUUCAUGAUUCGCUAUCUUCACUUGGUACGGUUUAUGUGCGUAGAAAUAUAACUGCAGAUGCAUGGCGUAACGCACAAAUGUUAUCUCUUGUUGCUUCUCCACAACAAAUACUGUAUGCUGCCCAAACAGACACGAUAGCUUGCGAAUACCUGUCAUUAGAUGUUAUGGACCGAUGGAUAAUUAUGGGUGUACUCGCUUGCCACAACAUACUUUUAAAUGAUCCUGUAAUUGCGAACUUGUGGCAACGUGCUUUGCAAACAGGUUUGGCCAUACGACUUUUUAGGGAUGAAAUACUCAUUGUGCAUCAGACAGUGCAAAGUAUUUUUGAAAACAUCAAGGGUUAUGGUAAGAGACUCCAAGAAGUAAAAGAUCAUUAUUCUGUUGCAUUGCAAACAAGUCUUGCGGUCCAUCGUGACCGGCGUCGUUUUCUCCGUGGCACUCUACGAGAACUUUGUUUACUAAUCAAAGAUCAAGUGGGUCUCUUGGGACCUAAAAUCUUGUUUGUUUGGAUGGCUCUUUCAUUUUCAAGAGAUGAAGUGUUGUGGCUUCUACGACAUAUCAGCAUUUGGCCAUUAAGUGGUGGUAAAAAGACGAAGCAUGUCGAUGAAAUAGUGGACAAGCAAUUGCCUGAAUUGCUGUACUACAUGUUGGAGUUGCGUUCAAUGGUUCAGCAACAUGAAGGAGUUAUUAAGCGAUAUUAUUCGCAGUACGUGAGUGGAUAUGACGCACCUGUUUUAACUGAUAUUGUACAGUCCAUUGAACAUUUAGGCGAAAAGGAAUCUGUGUUGUUAUCCGACUUUUGUUCUGAUUUGUCACAUAUAAAACAUAAUAGUGUUGACUUACGGUCAUUGCGUUUGGAUUGGUUUCGUUUUCAAGCAUAUGUUAGCAUGUGUUGUUCAACUUAUUCUUUGGCCAGUGAUCGUCGUUUAGCUGUCACGAUGAAUACCACUAUUUUUCACCUUAAAAUGAUCGAUCUUAUAGAUGAAAUGCUUCGAGAAACAAGCGACUUAUCAAUUUAUUGCUUUUAUGUUCAACAGCUAGAAACUCAGUUACAUCAGUGUCUUCAACUGCCAUCUCAGUCUCGUUAUACUCUUUCCUUUGCCCAUAUAUGCUCACAUUUUCGUUCUGCAUUGCAUGAUCUUUGUCCAGAGGAAAAAGCUUAUAUUAUUGAUCGGAGUCUGAAAUUAUGUAAUGUAGUUCUGGAUGAAUUGGCAAAGGAAAUUGCUUCUAUUGUUUCUCGAUUGUGUGAACACGAAAUGCGAUUAUCCGAACAACUUUCACCCAGCAAUUGUGCAAGACUGAUUGAGGAACAUGAUAAGCAGAAAUGUCAGACUGCAAGUAAAAGUACAAAUAUGACUCGGACUCUGGUUAUGCCUGGAGAAGAAAGCUUUCGAUGCAGUCGAGAUGUACUAACUUUGGCUGAUAAAUUGCAAACUGCACUUCAUGAGCUUUGUUCAGCAGUUACUUCAUCUCGGGAGGUGGUUGUAUCUGAUCAUGUAUUUGCUCCUCGAGAGUAUCUUAUACAAUAUCUGGAGUCACAACUGACAGUGUCGAUACAAGCAUUAAUAUCAUCAUCUGAAUUUCCUAUGAGACCUUGUCAGCUGUUAGCCUCAAUAAACGCUCAUAUGGCUAUCUUGCAACAUUUGGACACUAUAGCAACUUUGGAUGUCACUCGUCUUUUUAACAGCGUACUUUUGCAGCAGACUCAGUCUCAAGAUUGCCAUGGUCAUGACACUUUAACUUCUAUCUACACGAAGUGGUAUCUUGAAGUUCUACUUCGUAGGGUAAGCACUGGACAAAUACUUUUUUCCUCUCACUGCGCCGCAUUGAUUGCAAAUUCUGAUUAUCAGCAAACAUUUAAUCCUGAUCAGUACACAGACAACCGUGGUAAUAUAUCAUAUUCCAGGCUUUUGAUCAGAGAUAUUGCUUGUAAUUUGGAGUAUUACAUUGCUCUUGGAUUUCAAUGGUUUCUUGUAUUUACAGAAUUGAGAGCUCUUUCACAGCUCCUUGGACCAUACGGUGUGAAAAUCAUGAGUGAAAAAUUGAUAUGGCAUAUAGCAAGUCAAAUAACUGAACUGAAUAAAAUUGUUAACGAACAUCGAGAUGCGUUAGUAUUGGCUCGUAGUUGUUUUGAUAAACCAGAGAAAAUAAAGGAGUUGUUGUUGCAAUUAAGUGGUGAAACAAGGGAUAGGAAACAAGUUUUGAUUAGUGGGCCAAUGGAAUCAGUGUUGCAGCGUGUUAUUAUCAUCGGUGAAAUCUUAUCAUUUCGUUCUCUAUUGCAUGCCGCUCUUCAUGAUGUUCUCGAACGCCGACUGCCAUUCCUUUUGUCGAUUGUGAGAGAUUUGCAUGAUACAGCUGACGAACAUAAUUUACUGAUUCUCUCUGAGUUGUGUAUGGCUGUUGGCAUUGAAACAGAUGUGGAUGUAGCAUUAGUAUAUGCAAUUCGAGCUCAAACGAAACAAACAGAACCAGAUGAACAUUAUACUUUAUCUUGUCUUCUGCUUGUGUUCAUAGCAUUUUCACUGCCUAGACUUGCAUUGACGCAAAGUAGUCAAUUUAGUGCUACAUUACAAGUUUCAAAGAACAACUUGCAGUGUAUAGCUUUGGCUGUGUCAGCAGUUGCAAAUGCAUUGUUUUAUUUACACGGACGUAAUGAUAUCGUUGAAAGAAUGAAAGAAUUUCUUGCACUGGCAUCCAAUAGUCUUUUGAGAUUUGUAGAAGAUAACCAUGAGAUCGAUGUUUUGAAGUCACGACAAUAUGUUUAUGUUAUACUUGAUCAGUUAAUCAGGAGCACUCCAUAUUUAUCUUUUGAUCUUCUGGAAUCUUGUUUUCCAUAUAAUCUUAUCCGAUCCUCAUAUCAGUAUUGCUAUCGACUGGAAGAACUGAAAUGGCCAGGAAUUUCAUCAGAAUAUUUUGCAGCUGAUGAUGUAAUGGUAGAUUUAGUUCAUGGUAUAACAGCAAUAAGCACAUUUAGUAAUAUAAUCAUGAAGCCUUAUGGCGAUAGUAUGCAGCUUUUUUAUUAUCUUGGUGUUCUGGAUGACUCAGCGGGCUACGGUUUUGGUUUUUCGGGUGGUAAUUCAACUGAACAGCGUUCGAGUGAAGAACAACUCAUUGAUAUCAUCGAAUAUGCACAGCAUCGCGGAAUUUUGUCGAGUGAUUUGUCAAAGAGCAGGCGUGUUUCUCUGGAUGUGACGAAACAUGGUUUAAAGUUAACGGAUAUAUCUGAUGGAACAGUUUUGGAUCGAAUAGCACUUUUCAAUAUCGUGCAAUGCGUAUCUUAUGAAAAUGGUUUUGGUCAAUUCUGUGUCGGUUUUUUGGUACAGAAACCUUUGAAUAAGAAGAUGAAAUGUCACGUUUUUCAAACUAACGUUUUUUCUGGUGCUGAUGAUGCCUGCAAGCAUAUGGAGCGUGUUUUCAAUGCUGCUGUCAAGUGA